ACCCCAGCCCCAGUCUCCCCUUCUGUGUUGCUGUAGGUGUGCAGCCCUUUCACUGUCUGUCAGAAUUUGUGCUUUUCUCUUCCUUAUUAUGGAGAUGGCAGAGGAGACGUUGAUGUCGGCAGCCUUAGCGAGGUCCCAGUCCUUCCAUACUUUCAACACACCGCAGAAUUCGACGAAUAAAAGCGGAAAUAACUUAGAAUGUCGAGUGUGUGAAGAUGGAUUCAGUCUGGGUGGCGAUAAAGUGCCACGGCUUCUGUUCUGUGGCCAUACCCUUUGCCAUGCAUGUCUGCUGAGACUCCCCACACAUGACAAUAACAUUCACUGCCCAUUUGACAGACAACCAACUCCUAUUGGUGCAUCAGGUGUGUGGGGUCUCAAGAAAAACUUUGCCCUCCUUGAACUCCUAGAAAGACUGUCAUUAUCGCGAUCAGAUGCAGUACUCCUGCCAGAAGUCCUUGUGCAACAGAAAGAGCUGGGCAUAUCCUGUGAUGAAGAUGAAGAUCACUUGGCAGUACUUUAUUGUACAGUGUGUGCAUCUCAUCUCUGCUUAGAAUGCUCUGAAAGAACCCAUGCCACGAGAACCUUACACAAGCAUAAACGCAUUCCCUUAUCAGAGAAGCCACGAGAGAAACCAAGAUGUGUAGACCACUCAUUUCACCCUGUGGAAUUUGUGUGUCUGGAGGAGGAGUGUCAAGCUGCCCCCUUAAUGUGCUUCAUCUGCAAAGAUUACAAACACACCAAACACAAGCAUGUAUUGUUAGAGCAGGAAGCAGAGAGGAUUCGCUCUACUAUCAGUGCAGCCAUUCAGCAUAUCAAGAGAGUUGCUCAGGAACUGACAGAUUCUGCACACAAACUUGAAAGUGUCGCUCGUCAGCUAGAGGGACCUGCCCCUGAGACUGCUGCUCUGGAAAUGAGUGCUGGAGGAACUGCCGAGGAGGCCAGGGCUCGUGUCAAGCAAUAUUUUGCCCAGUUGAGAGAUCAGCUGACAAGACAGGAAUCGCAGGCAAUGACUGUAUUGGAUGCUCAUAUUCGGGAACGGCUCUGCUCCAUUAGACAGCAGCAGGAAGAUAUGACUACCCUUCUCUCACAAAUGGUAACGGUAGUUGUCGAUGGUGAGAGAGCCAUCCAGCAAGAUGACGGAAGAUUAAUAAUGGCAUCCCAAGACCUAUCUGCGCGACUGGCUCAUGUCACCUCACAGGAGCAACAGCUAGCGAACUUGGCAUCUCUGGUUCCAGAUCCUGCUAUACCUAUCACAUUUACCAAAGUAAUUAUUAUAACACAUUGUCUAUUUUCAUGGAUUUUGAUUUUUGUGUUUAUUAUUAUAUUUUUGCAUAUGGUCAUGUUAGCGUGGGAAGAUGAGAGCAUAACUCAUAGGCACAAUCCAGCCAUACACAUGAUUGCCCAGUCAGGAAUUGCGAGGCUACUAUCAACACAAAAGAGAACCAUAGAACUGAAAGCAUGGCACGACAACUUGUUCCCUAAAGAAAAGUCAUAA
Messenger RNA from Penaeus vannamei (Pacific white shrimp), 1495 nucleotides. The record is from RefSeq and is a predicted model, not a curated record. NCBI's taxonomy places the organism in Eukaryota, Metazoa, Arthropoda, Malacostraca, Decapoda, Penaeidae.